CGACGAUGAUCUUGCUCAGAUCGCUUUGGACAAUGUUUACAAGGUGUUCAAUGGGAGCAUCUCGGACGGAAGUACACGCACAAAGUGCACCAAAGCAAACUUGGCUGUGAGAAAAGAAUAUGGCAAACUUGACAACAUAUGAGAGGGAUGACUAUGUCAAGGCAGUGAAAUGUCUGAUGAGCACCCCUUCGAAGCUGGAUGCAAAGUCAUACCCAGGAGCGAAGACCAGGUAUGAUGAUUUCGUUGUCGUACAUAUGAACAUGACACCGUCGGUUCAUGGUACAGCCGAUUUUCUUCACUGGCAUCGAUACUAUGUUUGGGCAUAUGAAGAGGCGUUGCGGAAUGAAUGUGGAUAUAAAGGAUAUCAGCCAUAUUGGAAUUGGGGAAAGUAUGCCGACCCAACCACCUCGCCUAUAUUCAAUGGGGAUGCGCAUAGUAUGGGAGGCAACGGUGAAUCAGUAAAACAUUCUGGUGGAUACUUGGGAAUGGCAUUCAUCAAUGUUCCAGCAGGCAAAGGAGGUGGAUGUGUGAAAACAGGACCAUUCGCCAAUACGACUGUCAAUGUCGGUCCUUUGGCAGGGUCGAUGGAUCCAAGUCUGAAAAUACCUAAUAAUCCACGAUCUGAUGGUUUCGGAUACAACCCUCGCUGCCUUCGUCGAGACGUGAACAAUUACUUCACAAGUCAAUAUCUUCGACCUAUCGACAUCGCAAAUCACAUCACCUCAUCCCCGGAUAUCAAUACCUUUCAGACAACUUUGCAAACCGACACCACCAAAGCUUUCUCUCUUCAUACAGGUGGCCACUACACGAUCUGGGGUGAUCCUGGUGGAGACUUCUUCGUCUCGCCUGGCGAGCCGGUGUUCUGGUUGCAUCACGGCCAGGUUGAUAGGCAUUGGUGGAUUUGGCAGGAUCAAGACCCUACAACUCGUGUGCAACAAUAUCAAGGAGGAACUCUCAUGAUGGUUCCAAAUAGUCCAGCGGGUCACAUCAGCGAUCUACAGAUGUUGUCGGUGGUGACUCCACCUUCGACUGGCGCGGAGCCAAGUGCGAACCUCGUUAGCUCUACUUCUGGGCCGUUCUGCUAUGUCUAUGAGUAGAAGGAUAGACUUGGCUUUUCAGAACACCUUCAUGUAUGGAUAUUUGAAAUUGACGCAGAG
This is a messenger RNA of Mollisia scopiformis, 1157 nucleotides long. RefSeq names its product Di-copper centre-containing protein. Gene Ontology annotation, molecular function: oxidoreductase activity. NCBI's taxonomy places the organism in Eukaryota, Fungi, Ascomycota, Leotiomycetes, Helotiales, Mollisiaceae. The record is from RefSeq and is a predicted model, not a curated record. The transcript has 5 exons. The coding region runs from base 120 to 1097 and encodes 325 amino acids.